ACUCAGGAAACGAUUAUUCAGGCUUUGGGUCAUAUAGCUAUGGGUAACAUCAAGUAUACUGAGAGCGUUUUAUCACUUUUUUACGAACUGUCUUCGCUGCUUGGUAAACAAAUUGAAGUUCAUUUUACUGUGGGGGAAGUUAUCACGUGUUUGACGACAGGAUGGGAAAGCAUAUCGCUGGGACCAUAUUUGGAUAUUUCGGAUGCUUCAAUUCCUCCUAUUAAAAUAGAACCGGGAGUUGUUGAGGGAGUCUUGAAUAAAAUAUUUAUGGAAUUACUGCCAUCCGGAAAGACUGUUGUCAAAAAGGUGGUGUGCGUGUGGAUGCUCUGCUUGGUUAAAUUUAGUUCUAAAAAUGAAACUAUCAAGAAAUCAUUGUCUAAAAUCCAUGAAGUAUUUUCUUUACUUUUAACUGAUCGAGACGAGUUUACCCAAGAGGUUGCUUCAAAGGGAAUAGGAUUGGUCUACGAAUUAGGAGAUCAAAAGGUGAAAGAGCAACUAGUUGAUUCACUGGUCUCCAUGCUCGGCGAAGGAAAACGACCAAAGGAGACCGUCGAGAACGACACCCAAUUAUUCGAUUCCAAUGUGUUAGGUCAGACUCCGGAUGGCUCAGCUAUUUCCACUUAUCAGUCUAUCCUUUCCCUGGCUUCCGACAUGAAUCAACCGGAGUUG
Acaulospora morrowiae is the source of this 669-nucleotide messenger RNA. The record is from the annotation of a GenBank genome assembly. NCBI's taxonomy places the organism in Eukaryota, Fungi, Glomeromycota, Glomeromycetes, Diversisporales, Acaulosporaceae.